GGUAUUAAAGCUGUUGCAGGAGCUUUAUCUCGCAAUCUGACAGAUGUUCAAGGUCAACAUGGCAGCUAUCUAUCUAUUUAUGAUGAUCCAUCAAUUGUUUUGAAGGACCCAGUUAUAGACUUGAUAGAUGCAGCCGUGGACAAACUAACACAUUCGACAAACUUCCUCCACUUUUUGGGAAACCAUGCGCUUAUCAUUUCAGAUGAAAUAUCAAGUUCUGAAGACCAUCCUGAUGAUGGAAGUUAUCAAUUUAUUUCACUUCUACUGAAUCUGGCGAACACUUUCUUGUACAUGGUCAAUACGUAUAUUAUUGUUCCUACAGCAGAUGAUUAUUCCGUAAGCCUUGGAGCUGCAGCAACUGUUUGCGGAAUAAUUAUUGGAUCCAAUGCCGUUGCACAAGUGUUUUCUUCAAUUUAUUUUAGUUCUUGGUCUAAUAAAUCAUACUACAAACCUCUUGUUUUUAGCAGCAUCAUGCUUCUAAUAGGCAACACGUUGUAUGCAUUGGCUUAUGAUUUCAACUCUCUGGCGGUUCUUUUAAUGGGCCGCCUUUUAUGCGGGUUGGGCUCUGCUAGAGCUGUUAAUCGUCGCUACAUCAAUGAUUGUGUACCCGUUAAGAUUCGUUUCAAGGCGUCUGCUGGUUUUGUUAGUGCAAGUGCUCUUGGAAUGGCUUGUGGUCCUGCACUUGCUGCUUUGCUUCAAGUAAAAUUUAAAAUGCAUGCUAUCACAAUCAAUCAAAAUACAUUACCAGGAUGGGUUAUGGCAUUCGCUUGGCUUUUUUAUUUGCUAUGGCUAUGGUUUUCAUUUAAAGAGCCAUCCCGAGUUGACGAGGGAAACCAUCAAAAUCUUAAUACUGGAUUUGAAGUCGGGGAGGAUGCUUGGCAGUGCUGAGUUGCACAGUGGUCUCUAUCUUCUCAACAAACCC
This is a messenger RNA of Phalaenopsis equestris, 922 nucleotides long. RefSeq names its product SPX domain-containing membrane protein OsI_17046-like. Gene Ontology annotation, biological process: transmembrane transport. Gene Ontology annotation, molecular function: transmembrane transporter activity. The record is from RefSeq and is a predicted model, not a curated record. NCBI's taxonomy places the organism in Eukaryota, Viridiplantae, Streptophyta, Magnoliopsida, Asparagales, Orchidaceae. Gene Ontology annotation, cellular component: membrane.